AUGCGGCUAUGGCUACUGUGCGCAGAUUUCACAUUAGCUGCACUUACAUCGCCAAACCUGAGGGCCACCUCAACAACGCCUUUCCAAAAUGCGAUCUCAGCUGUUACCCGGCGCGAUGAUCUAAAGGACACUUGCCCAAAGAACACAGUGAUGUGCCACCUCCCGCACAACUGGAACUGCUGCACCUCGACCUCGCAAUGCUGCGGUGCAGGCUGCUGCAUCACAGGCUCCCACUGCGUCGACCUGCUCUUCGGCCGGUGCUGCCCCAACGGCAAGCGGCUCUGCGGCUCGGUCUGCGUCGCGGGGGAGUGCUGCGGCAAGGGCGGGUGCGGGGCCAGGGAACGGUGCUGCGGCGGCGGGAUAUGCUGCAAGGAGGGCGAGGUCUGCGACUACGGGAAGACGUGUGUCAGGAGCAGGAACUCGGAGGGGGAGAGCGGCGCAGGCCGUGGUGGGUUCGGCUGGCGGGCUGGUGUUGUAGUAGUAGCAGCAGGAGUCAUGGGCGCGGGCUGGGUUCGUCUGUAG
Molecule: messenger RNA, 522 nt
Organism: Colletotrichum aenigma
Lineage: Eukaryota; Fungi; Ascomycota; Sordariomycetes; Glomerellales; Glomerellaceae
Exons: 2
Coding region: 1-522 (173 amino acids)
Source: RefSeq, a predicted model, not a curated record